This is a messenger RNA of Zea mays, 1476 nucleotides long. Its product is annotated as glucuronoxylan 4-O-methyltransferase 1. The coding region runs from base 341 to 1237 and encodes 298 amino acids. The record is from RefSeq and is a predicted model, not a curated record. Gene Ontology annotation, biological process: xylan biosynthetic process. The transcript has a single exon. NCBI's taxonomy places the organism in Eukaryota, Viridiplantae, Streptophyta, Magnoliopsida, Poales, Poaceae.
CAUGCGUUUUGUGACAAAUCUCAUCUGAUUCAACUUUCAUUGCAAGCAUAAGAUCUGCAUUGGUUGGUGUUUGACAAAUCAAAGGAGGUUGUGUUGUUACUCCAGGUCUCCAGACCAACCAACGCCACGUACAGGUACAUUAGAGAGGCAUACUAGCUGAGAGUCCACCUCCUCCACUCCAAUCCUCCACUCAUCCUAAGUUUGCUAAUUUGCCUCUCCUCACUUCACUAGUUCACUUCACCUCACUUGCGCCAUCGCCCCCGCCGUCACGACACCACCCAGCCGCAACAGUAGAUUACCUCGAUCUCUCAGAGGGCCAGCAAGGCGGAGGAGGAGAGCCAUGUCCAGCCCCACGCACGCCCGCAAGGCCAUCCACCUGGCCUCCCUGCGAGCCAGGCUCGCGCAGCAGGGCAAGGCCGGCGUGGCGCUGCGCCUGCUCCUCGCCGCCGCGCUCGCCGGCUUCCUCCUCGUCUUCGCCGCGCGCACCCUGGUCACGUCGCCUGUCCCGGCAUCGCCCUCGUACUCAUACUCGUCGGAGCCGCAGCCGCAUCCGCUGCCGCUGCCCGUGGCGGAGGCGCUGGUGCACUACGCCACGUCCAACGCGACGCCGCAGCAGACGGCGGAGGAGAUCGGGGUGGCGCUGCGCGUGCUGCAGCGGCGCGCGCCCUGCAACUUCCUGGUGUUCGGUCUGGGCCUCGACAGCCCCAUGUGGGCGGCGCUGAACCACGGGGGGCGGACCGUGUUCCUGGAGGAGGACGCGGCGUGGAUCGGCAGCGUGCGGGGCAGGCACCCGGCGCUGGAGUCCCACCACGUGGCCUACGACACGGCGCUGGCCGACGCCGACGCGCUGCUAGGGCUCCGCGCCCACCCGGCCUGCGUCGCGCAGCCCGACCUCGCGGCGGCCGCCGCCGCGUCCUGCCGCCUCGCGCUCCGGGGCCUCCCGCCCGUCUUCGCCGGCCUCGACUGGGACCUCGUCAUGGUGGACGCGCCCACGGGGUGGACGCCCCGGGCGCCCGGCCGCAUGGGCGCCAUCUACACCGCCGGCAUGGCGGCGCGCGCGCGCAGGCCAGGGGCCGGCCCCACCCACGUCUUCGUCCACGACGUCGACCGCCCCGUCGAGGACGCCUUCUCCAGGGCGUUCCUGUGCGAGGGCUACCUCGCCGAACAGGUCGGACGGAUCAGGCACUUCGUCAUCCCGUCACACCGCGACAAGGACGGCACGCCAUUCUGCCCUUGACAAGAGUUUGUUCUGCUUUGGUUUGGAUCCCACGGUGCCAAUUGCCAAACUACUACAGUACUAUUAUUGCUGCAUAGAUGUUGCUUUGCAGUUUUUCAUUCUACACUGAUGAGUGCCUGAGAGUUGGGUAGACGACGAUUACAAUGUAAAAUUCAGAGCUUGCAUUGUCUGUUAGGCCUUGUUCGUUUACAUCGGAUUGCACCCGGAAUCAUUCCGGCUAAGGCCUUUUCGUUUGUGUC